Schizophyllum commune H4-8 is the source of this 759-nucleotide messenger RNA. RefSeq lists its product as uncharacterized. Lineage: Eukaryota; Fungi; Basidiomycota; Agaricomycetes; Agaricales; Schizophyllaceae. The coding region runs from base 54 to 668 and encodes 204 amino acids. The record is from RefSeq and is a predicted model, not a curated record. The transcript has 2 exons.
GCUAGACCAUUCCUGCCUUGUCUAGCUCGGAAUAUAUUCAUCUACGACGAAACAUGAUGCAUAUCCUGCCACCCUCAACACUCCGAGCUUACGCUCAGCGCCUACUAGUAGGUGCCUUUGUGGGUCCAAAGAGGGCGCAGCGAUACGCCCGACCGACCCGCCGAGAGUUUCUGAUGCUCUGCGAAUGCCUGGGAACCCGAGUGAGACCGCGCUUCCCUCGAUUGACGCCCGGCAUGCACCCACGGCGGAGGAGGGGAAGUUCGCCCAGCGCCACCAUCGCUGCGCCCACACGCGCACACCUCCCGCCCUCGCUCGUCGACCCUGACCGUGGGCGAGGAAGCGCCACCGUUACCUGGUACUGCCCGUGCGUAUAUCCUCCGAUUCGCUCUUUUGCGUGCCGACGAACUCUAUUCCAGAUCCUACGGGGCCCGGUCCGCAACCGCUCUUGUUCUCGUCGCCGGGGACUUCGGACAGCCACAGCUGGAGGACGAAUGAAGGGUCGAGGACGAGUAGUUGAUCAGCGGUAUGACGUGCUUCCCCCUCUUGAUAUCACAUGUUGUGUCGGCGAGCCCGUCGUCGGCACAUGCGGCUCUCGUCGAUCUCCCACGGCAAGCUUGAUAUCGGAUACGGCGCGGGCGAAUGCGCGGCGGUCUUUCAGGCGAUGCUGAGAGCUGGGGACCAACGCUGAAGAGCUCGACAGCACCACUGGGACAUGACGACCGUCGAGAGCCGUCUGGUCGGUGCGCUACUUCAUCAAAC